GCAAUGUGGGCCAGCAGGAGGCGCGGCUGGCCUCGCCCCCUGGACCGCCCGCGAGGCCUGCGUCCUCUGCCUCAUUACGCUCAGAAGUUCUCCAGACCCACGCGGCGGAGUGAGUGACCCUGUUCUGGCCAGUUCGAUCUCGAGGAUCCAGAGGUGAAGACGGCACUACCUCGCCGCUCUGGCUUCCAUCCGCUUCAGGUCCUUCCUCUGGAGGCGGGGAAGGAGGUACACUCUGCGCGCGAUCCUUGAUGCCCGCCCCCUGCCCCUCCCUCCGGGUGGAGCUGCCUCAUCACUGCCAGACUUAAGCUGAGGCCUGUUGGCUCUCUGGCAGGGUGUAGAACUGAACCCAAGCCACACUAUCCUGUUCACGCUCUGUGCUUGUGCCAAGAGGGCAAUGGCGGUUUCCUGUGUUCUCCUGCACACUGGGCAGAAGAUGCCCCUGAUUGGUCUGGGUACCUGGAAGAGUGAGCCUGGUCAGGUAAAAGCAGCUAUUAAGUAUGCCCUUAGUGUAGGCUACCGCCACAUUGACUGUGCUGCUAUCUACGGCAAUGAGCCUGAGAUUGGGGAAGCCCUGAAGGAGGACGUGGGACCAGGCAAGGCAGUGCCUCGGGAGGAGCUGUUUGUGACAUCCAAGCUGUGGAACACCAAACACCACCCCAAAGAUGUGGAGCCUGCCCUCCAGAAGACUCUGGCUGACCUUCAGCUGGAAUAUCUGGACCUAUACCUGAUGCACUGGCCUUAUGCCUUCGAGCGGGGAGACAAUCCCUUCCCCAAGAAUGCUGAUGGGACUAUACGCUAUGACUCCACCCACUACAAGGAGACUUGGAAGGCUCUGGAGGCACUGGUAGCUAAGGGGCUGGUGCGAGCGCUGGGCCUGUCCAACUUCAACAGUCGGCAGAUUGAUGACAUAUUCAGUGUGGCUUCCGUGUGUCCAGCUGUCUUGCAGGUGGAAUGCCACCCAUACUUGGCUCAGAAUGAGCUAAUUGCCCACUGCCAAGAACGUGGCCUGGAGGUAACUGCUUAUAGCCCUUUGGGCUCCUCUGAUCGUGCAUGGCGUGAUCCUAAUGAACCUGUCCUGCUGGAGGAACCAGUAGUCCUGGCAUUGGCUGAAAAGUAUGGCCGAUCUCCAGCUCAGAUCUUGCUCAGGUGGCAGGUCCAGCGAAAAGUGAUCUGCAUCCCCAAAAGUAUCACUCCUUCUCGAAUCCUUCAGAACAUCAAGGUGUUUGACUUCACCUUUAGCCCGGAAGAGAUGAAGCAGCUAAAUGCCCUGAACAAAAAUUGGCGAUAUAUUGUGCCUAUGCUUACGGUGGAUGGGAAAAGAGUUCCAAGGGAUGCAGGGCAUCCUCUGUACCCCUUUAAUGACCCAUACUGAGACCACAGCUUCUUGGCCUUCCUUCCAGCUCUCCAGCUAAUGAGGUCCUGCCACAACAGAAAGAGUUAAUAAAGCCAUGAGAACAUCCA
Molecule: messenger RNA, 1461 nt
Organism: Cebus imitator (Panamanian white-faced capuchin)
Lineage: Eukaryota; Metazoa; Chordata; Mammalia; Primates; Cebidae
Gene: AKR1A1
Product: aldo-keto reductase family 1 member A1
Exons: 9
Coding region: 395-1372 (325 amino acids)
Biological process (GO): aldehyde catabolic process
Cellular component (GO): cytosol
Molecular function (GO): aldose reductase (NADPH) activity
Source: RefSeq, a predicted model, not a curated record